AUGGGAUUAUUGACGAGGACAGUGGAAAUGACUUCAGGCUCUGCCUCCAUCGAUACGUUUUUACAUUUUAAACCUGUGCUUUCACCUCACAACAAUAUUCUACAUCGAUAGUUCUGUUGGAAUCCAGAGCGGUCACGGUUUCACAACUGCGCCCUUCUCUUGUCCACACAGGUAGAAUUGGAUUUGAGCACAACCCUCAAUUUCAAGAAGAAUGGCUGUCGAACUCGUCAAAAUCGGCAUUUCAUUGAAAAUGCUACCAAAUAACAGUGCCGUGUACUUCAAAUCGGACGGAGCGAGAUUUGGCCAAACCAGGACGAUUAAAUUGCUAACGGGGUCAAAGUACAAGAUUGAAGUGGUUGUCAAACCUGGGGCUGUGGAGGCAACGUAAGUAUGGUGGGGGGAAAUGUAUUACAGGCCUUCCCGCAUCAGGCAAUAUUCUUCCGAUAGCCUAUAUAGUGUCUAUACACUUCAAUAGGAUACAUUUUGACAAUUUCUCUGUUGAGGAAAACAAUGUUCUGUCAGUGACAGGCUGUCUCUGUCCAUCACCCCCUGUUGAUGUUUUGACUACAUGUUAUUAUCCUAAAUCUAUAUUAUAUCAGUGUCCAUAAUGUGAGGAAUAGCAUCGGUGCAUUCUCUUGGAAAAUAUCACAACCCCUGGAUAUUAUGGCCCUUGCUUUAAUCUAAUUUACACAUUUAUUAAAUUGGUAAUUCAUUGAGAACAUUGAUAAAAAAAACACAAGCCGUAAGAGGUUGAAGGCGUUACGUCAGAGCGUGCGCGGUUCACUCGAGAUCCCACUAGAUGGCCAAACUGCAAAGUCAAAAUUGCCUUUUUGGUCUUAGUUUAAGGUUAGCAGUUUGGUUAAGUUUAGGUGGGUUUCAAAUCUGAUUUUAAGAAUAUAAAUUGUAGAAAUAGGCAGGGCUUCCAACUUUGCAAUUUGGCGAGAUAGUGGCGACAGUGACGUUUGAUUAGAGUCCGGCGGGUGCAGGGAGACAAUAGGCGCAACCAGAAUGUGUGAAAUCCAGCACCGAUUAGGCCCUUUUAAGCAUUUCCUACAGUAGGCUAAACAUGCACGCAAAUAUGGCGAGUUGAGUUUGUGUUUCAGUCUUUUGUUAUUAAAAAAUGACGGAUAGAACUAUAACAAAUGACACUGGAUGAUCUAUAUUUCACCUCUCUCCAUCCACACCCCUUCCCCCAUCCAUUCCUUUGACUGAUUCGUCUAUAAAUAAUAAUGCAAGGUGAUUUGUAGAUCAGUCAUUCGGCAGUUGUCUGCACUGUCAGCUGCGAUGUCAAACAACCACAGGCCCAGUGUCACCAAGUGUUUUUUCUGUGUUUCUACAUCGGCAUCGCUUGCUCUAUGGGGUUUUAGGCUGGGUUUCUGUAAACCGCUGAUGCACACGGGCUUUAUAAAAUACAUGUCAUUGAUUGAUGAUCUCUCCCUAACUGUUGCGAUCCUGUCCUCAGCACUAUGAGUGUAGGUGGAGUCACCUUCCCCUUGGAGCAGCAGUCUAGAGACCCCCAGGCUGUAGUCUACACUGGCAUCUACGACACAGAGGGAGUGACGCACACCAAGAGCGGAGACAGACAAGCUGUACAGAUCAGCAUGCAGGUAAUAAAGGGCAAACUCAGUUUGACUGCGAUUUGAUUCGGAUUUCAUUUCGGAUCCCUUAUUAGCUGACGCCAUGACAACAGCUAGUCUUACUGGGGUCCAAUACAUAAUGAAAAAUACAUUACAGACAGAACACUUUACAUGUACACAAAGCAAUGAAGUAGACAAGUUAAUUCAGAGCAGUUUACCAGUCACAUUACAAAUAUCAUCUAGCCUGGUCCCAGAUCAGUUUGAUAUCAGCAUCAUCUAGCCUGGUCCCAGAUCAGUUUGAUAUCAGCAUCAUCUAGCCUGGCCCCAGAUCAGUUUGAUAUCGGCAUCAUCUAGCCUGGUCCCAGAUCUGUUUGAUAUCUAUAUCAUCUAGCCUGGUCCCAGAUCUGUUUGAUAUCUAUAUCAUCUAGCCUGGCCCCAGAUCUGUUUGAUAUCUAUAUCAUCUAGCCUGGCCCCAGAUCAGUUUGAUAUCGGCAUCAUCUAGCCUGGUCCCAGAUCUGUUUGAUAUCGGCAUCAUCUAGCCUGGUCCCAGAUCUGUUUGAUAUCUAUAUCAUCUAGCCUGGUCCCAGAUCUGUUUGAUAUCUAUAUCAUCUAGCCUGGUCCCAGAUCUGUUUGAUAUCUAUAUCAUCUAGCCUGGUCCCAGAUCAGUUUGAUAUCUGCAUCAUCUAGCCUGGUCCAGAUCAGUUUGAUAUCAGCAUCAUCUAGCCUGGUCCCAGAUCUGUUGAUAUCUAUAUCAUCUAGCCUGGUCCCAGAUCUGUUUGAUAUCUAAUCAUCUAGCCUGGUCCCAGAUCAGUUUGAUAUCUGCAUCAUCUAGCCUGGUCCCAGAUCAGUUUGAUAUCAGCAUCAUCUAGCCUGGUCCCAGAUCUGUUUGAUAUCUAUAUCAUCUAGCCUGGUCCCAGAUCUGUUUGAUAUCUAUAUCAUCUAGCCUGGCCCCAGAUCUGUUUGAUAUCUAUAUCAUCUAGCCUGGUCCCAGAUCUGUUUGAUAUCUAUAUCAUCUAGCCUGGUCCCAGAUCAGUUUGAUAUCUGCAUCAUCUAGCCUGGUCCCAGAUCAGUUUGAUAUCAGCAUCAUCUAGCCUGGUCCCAGAUCUGUUUGAUAUCUAUAUCAUCUAGCUGUCCCAGAUCUGUUUGAUAUCUAUAUCAUCUAGCCUGGCCCCAGAUCUGUUUGAUAUCUAUAUCAUCUAGCCUGGCCCCAGAUCUGUUUGAUAUCUGCAUCAUCUAGCCUGGCCCCAGAUCUGUUUGAUAUCUAUAUCAUCUAGCCUGGCCCCAGAUCUGUUUGAUAUCUAUAUCAUCUAGCCUGGUCCCAGAUCUGUUUGAUAUCAGCAUCAUCUAGCCUGGCCCCAGAUCUGUUUGAUAUCGGCAUCAUCUAGCCUGGUCCCAGAUCAGUUUGAUAUCAGCAUCAUCUAGCCUGGCCCCAGAUCUGUUUGAUAUCGGCAUCAUCUAGCCUGGCCCCAGAUCUGUUUGAUAUCUGCAUCAUCUAGCCUGGUCCCAGAUCUGUUUGUGUGGUAAGGCCAACUCCUAUGGUCGUUGUCAUGCCAUGACCAUAGGUGUUGGGGCAAAACAGCACAAACAUAUCUGGGAACCAGGCUAUGCAUGAUCCAUAUGAGGCCAUUACACAUGUAGGCUAUACUGUUUCAGGAGUCAACUGUUCAUGAUGCAAAUCAUCCAGUGUUUAUUUGUACUAGUCUUUUCUUACGAGCUCUGACUUUGCUUAUAGCUACUUUGAGGAAUAAAUGUACUUACUAUGACUGUGGUAAGUGGUUGUCUCACCUAGUUAACUUAAGAUGAAUGCACCAACUAAGUCGAUCUAGAUAAGAGCUUCUGCUAAAUGACUAAAAUGUAAAUAAAACAAUUUAAGAGUUAAUCGCAGGAUUUGCUGUGAUUUAAGCGCAAAUUCAGAAUUUGCUCAAAUUGAGCUGUAAUUUACGAUUUUUUUAAAUACAAAAAGCAUUACAAUAAUAUUGACGUCUUGAUUUUGUCCAAAGUAACGGUAAGCAAAGUCAGGUAAAUUCAUAAAACAAAUUUAUUUAACCCCCCCAAAAAACUGCCAGAGUCUGGAUGACCUCUACUAAACACAAUGUACUGAUUCAGGGAUGUGUGAAGGACUACAGGGAUGUGUGAAGGACCACAGAGAUGUGUGAAGUACCACAGGGAUGUGUGAAGUACCACAGGGAUGUGUGAAGUACCACAGGGAUGUGUGAAGGACCACAGGGAUGUGUGAAGGACCACAGGGAUGUGUGAAGGACCACAGGGAUACCCGACGAGAACAGAGCCAAAGGAUAUCAGGGCAAUGGGGUUUUACGGUCACCACACAACUCACUGCAGUUCACUUUCGGUACUUAUUCAACAGGGUGUUUCUGUUUCUAGGAGGAAAGAGAUACAUGGAAAUAGAAGUAACCAUGCAAAGAUAUAGUCAAAAAAGGCUAUACAAGGAGUUGGACCUAUACAUAUAUGCACACUACUGCAUCACACAAGUUAAAUACAAUCAAUCAUGUUCUUAAUUGAACACUAUAAAGCUAAAGAUGCAUAAUAUUGCAGUGCCUGAAUCACAUAUCAAUGAACAUUGAUGGCUAAACAGUAAGCAGGCUCAGGUAGAGCCUGAAGCUAGCAUUAGCCAUGUCAGAGUAUGGUAUAAGGCUAGGGAAAGAGACUGCCACUGUAGCGUACAAUCACACCAGUAGCGUACGAUCACACCAGUAGCGUACAAUCACACCACAACGGAUGCACUAUCUGCACAAUAAGGACUGAAAUGUGAGAUAAUGGCAUGAGCCUCAACAGCCCCUCAUGUAGCCUUAGCAUUAUCAUUAGCGGUGGGCUACAAACAUUUAGCAGGUCAUGCUAACAAACAAUUAGCCUAGCAAAGGCACAUGCAUGAGGUACAAACACCAAUCCCUGUAAACUGAUUUUACUGUCAACACUCAAAUAGGGCCACUUCGAUUAUUCUACGCACACAGCAACAACUUCUUUGUUAGCUCUGCUCCCUUGUGUCCAGUUCCCUGUCUUUUAUCAGAUUAGCCACGCCCAGUAGGCAGGCACCAGCGAGGUAAUUAGAGGACACACGGGAGCAGUGAUUGGUUCGUUGGCAGGUCAAUCGUGUUCUGUCAGGGCCUUUUUAACAACCACAACAUCAACUUGUUUGUUGUUUUUUAGCUCACAGGAGGUUGGUCGUGGUAAUGGCUGGAGUGGAAUCAGUGGAACGGUAUCAAAUACAUCAAACACAUGGUUUCCAAUGCCAUUCCAUUAGCUCCGUUCCAGCCAUUAAUAUGAGCCGUCCUGUGUUUUAGCUGUAUAGACGACGUAUUUUCAAUGUUUUCAGUGUAUUUUGAACGCUUUCAGACAAUGUGAUUAAUCGCAAAUGUAAAAAAAUGUCGCACUAAAAUUACAACAAAUUAACUUGCGUUAACCGAUUUUAACUCUGAAAGCUCUAUUAUUUUUCCCCCCCUCCCAGUUCCCAGAGGUGGGCUCUUUUGAGGUGGUGUGGCAGGUGAAGUACUACAACUAUAACAAGAGGGAUCACUGCCAGGGGGGAAACAGUUUCAACAGCAUCGAGUACGAGUGCAAGCCCAACGAUACGCGCAGCCUGAUGUGG
Messenger RNA from Coregonus sp. 'balchen', 5181 nucleotides. Lineage: Eukaryota; Metazoa; Chordata; Actinopteri; Salmoniformes; Salmonidae. The record is from the annotation of a GenBank genome assembly.